GCACGGGGGCCGGGCCACUCGGAGCAGCUCCGCCGCGGGGACUGCACCGCCCGCCCUGCCGGACCCGCCCCGACCGGGGCUCGCCGCCCGCAGCAGCCGCAGCACCGCGACCUCGGGCCCUGCGCUGGCUAUGGCUGUGCCCUGGGGCUGAGCGCGCAGGCUGUGUGACCGAGAUUCCCAAGAGAGAGACACUCCGAGAAGAGGAGAGGAAGGAGGGGCGGGCUUCUGGCAAGGCAUCCGCUCCUGAACCAAGUCCUGCCAAGAUGGAGAAGGAGGAAGAGACGACCCGGGAGCUGCUGCUGCCCAACUGGCAGGGCAGCGGCUCCCACGGGCUGACCAUCACCCAGAGGGACGAUGGUGUCUUUGUGCAGGAGGUGAUGCAGAACUCCCCUGCGGCCCGCACUGGGGUGGUCAAGGAGGGGGACCAGAUCGUGGGUGCUACCAUCUACUUUGACAACCUGCAGUCCGGAGAGGUGGCCCAGCUGCUGAGCACCAUGGGGCACCACGCCGUGGGCCUGAAGCUGCAUCGCAAGGGGGACCGUUCCCCUGAGCCCGGCCAGACCCGGACCUACGAUGUCUUCAGCUCCCACAGCCCUGACGUGGUUCUGAGCGGGGAUGACGAGGAGUACCAGCGCAUCUACACCACGAAGAUCAAGCCUCGGCUGAAGCCGGAGGAUGGAGUGGAAGGGGAGCCUGGGGAGACCCAGAGCCGCACCAUCACGGUGACUAGGAGGGUCACAGCCUACACUGUGGACGUGACAAGCCGCGAAGGAGCCAAGGACAUCGACAUCAGCAGCCCUGAGUUCAAGAUCAAGAUUCCACGGCACGAACUGACUGAAAUCUCCACCGUGGAUGUGGACACCCAGCCUGGGAAGACAGUGAUCAGACUGCCCUCGGGCUCGGGGGCACUGUCCCCCACCACAGGCUCCACUGUGGACAUCCAAGCAGGGUCCAUUUCCACUUCAGGACCAGAGCUCCAAGGUGCUGGCCACUCGAAGGUCCAGGUCACCGGGCCUGGGAUAAAGGUGGGAAGCCCGGGUGUCAGUGUCAGUGCAAAGGGCUUGGACUUAGGUAGCAAAGGAGGGGUCCAAGUCCCAGGGGUGGACGUUCUGUCUUCUCUUGGGGGUGGGGCAGCAGAGUGGCAGGGCCCAGCUCUUGAGAGUGGCAACGAUGGGAAAAUUAAAUUUCCCUCCAUGAAGCUCCCAAAAUUUGGUGUCUCAACAGGGCUUGAGGGUCAGGCCCCAGAGGCAGGGUUGAGUGUUUCUGCCCCUGAAUUCUCUGUGGGGCACAAGGGUGGCAAGCCAGGCUUGACCAUUGGCGGGAACAUCCAGACCCCUCAGCUAGAAGUCAGUGGUCCCUCUGCCAGUAUUAAGGGGCUUGAGGGGAAGCUGAAGGGCCCCCAGAUCACUGGGCCAUCCCUUGAGGGUGACCUGGGCCUGAAAGGUACCAAGCCACAGGGGAGUUCAAGGGUGGACAUCUCUGUGCCCAAAAUCGAGGGCAGCAUCGCUGGCUCCAGGGUGGAAGUUCAAACUCCUAACAUUGAUAUUCACGGGCCAGGGGGCAAACUGAAUAUGCCCAAGGUGAAGGCCCCCAAAUUCUCCGUAUCAGGUUCUAAGGGAGAGGGAGCUGGCAUUGAUGUGACACUUCCUGGGGUCUCUGGGGAUGUUGGCCUACCUGAGGUUGCUUCUGGGGGACUGGAAGGGAAGGUGAAAGGUCCUAAAAUCAAGACUCCUGAAGUGACUGUUCAGACACCUAAAAUCUCCAUGCAGGAUGUGGAUCUGAGCCUCAGGUCCCCUAAACUGAAAGGAGACAUUAAGGUUUCUGCUCCUGGGCUUCAAGGUGAUGUUAAAGGCCCUCAAGUGGCAGUUAAAGGUGCCAAAGUGGACAUAGAGACACCCAGCCUAGAGGGGACCGUGACUGGCCCCAAGUUUAGUGGUCCUUCUGGGAAAGAAGGAACCUGCAAGAUCUCUAUGGCAGACGUAGACUUAAAUGUUGCCGCACCAAAGGUGAAAGGGGGUGUGGAUGUCACGCUUCCAAAAGUAGAGGGGAAAGUCAGUGUCCCUGAAGUUGAUGUCAGAGGCCCCAAAGUGGAUGUCAGUGCCCCAGAUGUGGACAUUCAUGGUCCGGACUGGAACCUGAAAAUGCCCAAGAUGAAAAUGCCCAAGUUCAGCACUCCAGGAGUUAAAGGGGAAGGGCCAGAUGUAGAUGUGAAUCUCCCCAAAGGUGAUGUCAGUAUUUCAGGGCCCAAGGUCAGUGUGGAAGCCCCAAAGGUCAACAUAGGGGGCCUGGUGGGCAACCUUAAAGGUCCUGAUGUUCAGCUGCCUGAAGUGAGUGUCAAGACACCAAAGAUCACCAUGCCUGAUGUGGAUUUGCAUGUGAAAGGCCCAAAGGUAAAAGGACAGUAUGAUGUAACAGCAACAAAACUUGAAGGAGAGAUGAGAGGCCCCAAAGUGGACAUUGAUGCCCCUAAUGUGGACGUUCAUGGCCCAGACUGGCACCUGAAGAUGCCCAAGAUGAAAAUGCCCAAGUUCAGCAUGCCCGGCCUCAAAGCAGAGGGCCCCGAAGUGGAUGUAAAGCUGCCUGAGCCCGAUGUGGACAUUUCUGGGCCCAAGGUAGAUGUCUGUGCUCCAGAUGUGAGUAUUGAGGGACCAGAGGGGAAAUUGAAAGGACCCAAGUUUAAGAUGCCUGAGAUGAAUAUCAAAGCCCCGAAGAUCUCCAUACCAGACGUGGACUUACAUUUGAAAGGCCCUAGUGUAAAAGGAGAAUAUGAUGUCACAGUGCCGAAGGUGGAAGGUGAGAUUAAAGUUCCUGAUGUUGAACUUAAAAGUGCCAAAGUGGACAUUGAUGCUCCAGAUGUGGACAUUCAAGGCCCAGACUGGCACCUGAAGAUGCCCAAAAUGAAAAUGCCCAAGUUCAGCAUGCCCGGCCGCAAAGCAGAGGUCCCAGAAGUGGAUGUGAACCUGCCCAAGACUGACAUUGACAUCGCCGGACCCAAGGUGGAUGUUGAACUUCCAGAUGUGAAUAUUGAAGGACCUGAAGGAAAGCUGAAGGGUCCCAAGUUUAAGAUGCCUGACGUGAAUAUCAAGGCCCCCAAGAUCUCCAUGCCUGAUGUAGAUUUGCAUAUGAAAGGUCCCAAGGUAAAAGGGGAAUAUGACGUUACAGUGCCAAAACUGGAAGGGGACCUGAAGGGGCCAAAGGUAGACGUCAGUGCCCCAGAUGUUGGAGUUCACAGUCCUGAUUGGAACCUAAAGAUGCCAAAGAUGAAAAUGCCCAGAUUCACCAGGCCCAGCCUUAAAGGAGAGGGCCCAGAAUUGGAUGUGAACCUGCCCAAGGCUGAUGUUGACAUUUCUGCACACAAGGUAGAUAUUAGUGCUCCAGAUCUGAGCCUUGAAGGACCAGAAGGGAAGUUGAAAGGCCCUAAGUUUAAGAUGCCUGAGAUGCACUUCAGAGCUCCCAAGAUGACCCUGCCAGAUGUUGACAUGGAUUUUAAAGGACCCAAAAUGAAAGGGAAUCUAGAUAUGUCUGCACCAAAAAUAGAAGGUGAAAUGAAAGUGCCAGAUGUGGACAUCAAAGGCCCCAGAGUGGAUGUUGAUGUCCCAGAUGUGGAUGUUCAAGGCCCUGAUUGGCACCUGAAGAUGCCCAAGAUGAAAAUGCCCAAGUUCAGCAUGCCUGGCUUCAAAGGAGAGGGCCCUGAAGUGGACGUGAAACCACCCAAGGCUGACAUUGAUGUGUCAGGACCCAAGGUGGACAUUGAAGCCCCAGAUGUGAGCCUUGAGGGGCCAGAAGGAAAGCUUAAGGGUCCCAAGUUUAAGAUGCCUGAGAUGCACUUCAAGGGCCCCAAAGUCUCCAUACCUGAUGUGGACUUACACUUGAAAGGCCCUAAAGUCAAAGGGGGUGUGGAUGUGUCUGUGCCCAAGACAGAAGGUGAAAUGAACGUGCCAGAUGUGGACAUCAAAGGCCCCAAAGUGGACGUUGAUGCUCCAGAUGUGGGCGUUCAAGGCCCCGACUGGCACCUGAAGAUGCCCAAGAUGAAAAUGCCCAAGUUCAGCAUGCCUGGCUUCAGAGGAGAGGGCCCUGAAGUGGAUGUGAACCUGCACAAGGCUGACAUUGACGUCUCAGGACCCAAGGUGGACAUUGAAGCCCCAGAUGUGAACCUUGAGGGGCCAGAAGGAAAGCUUAAGGGUCCCAAGUUUAAGAUGCCUGAGAUGCACUUCAAGGGCCCCAAAGUCUCCAUGCCUGAUGUGGACUUACACUUGAAAGGCCCCAGAGUCAAAGGGGAUGUGGAUGUGUCUGUGCCCAAGAUAGAAGGUGAAAUGAAAGUGCCAGAUGUGGACAUCAGAGGGCCCAAAGUGGACGUUGAGGUCCCAGAUGUGGAUGUUCAAGGCCCUGAUUGGCACCUGAAGAUGCCCAAGAUGAAAAUGCCCAAGUUCAGCAUGCCUGGCUUCAAAGGAGAGGGCCCUGAAGUGGAUGUGAACCUGCACAAGGCUGACGUUGAUGUCUCAGGACCCAAGGUGGAUGUUGAAGUUCCAAAUGUGAAUAUUGAAGGUCCAGAUGCAAAACUAAAAGGUCCUAAAUUUAAGUUGCCAGAAAUGAAUAUAAAGCCUCAGAAGAUAUCCAUGCCUGAUGUUAGUCUGCAUCUGAAAGGCCAUAAAAUGAAAGGAGAUUAUGAUGUUACGGUUCCAAAAGUAGAAGGAGAGAUUAAAGCUCCUGACAUUGACACCGAAGGUACAAAAGUAGACAUUAAUGCACCAGAUGUGGGAGUUCAUGGUCCAGACUGGCACCUGAAGAUGCCCAAGAUAAAAAUGCCCAAGAUCAGCAUGCCUGGCUUCAAAGGAGAGGGCCCCGAUGUAGAUGUGAACCUACCCAAGGCUGACAUUGACGUCUCAGGACCCAAGGUGGACAUUGAUGUUCCAGAUGUGAAUAUUGAAGGUCCAGAGGGGAAACUAAAGGGUUCCAAGUUCAAGAUGCCAAGCAUGCAUAUACAAACACACAAAAUCUCUAUGCCUGAUGUUGGACUUAACCUGAAAGCCCCUAAACUGAAAACUGAUGUAGAUGUUUCUCUUCCCAAAGUGGAAGGAGACUUGAAAGGUCCUGGAAUUGACAUAAAAUCCCCUAAAAUGGAUGUGGAUGUUGGUGAUAUAGAUGUUGACUGUCCAGAAGGAAAGCUUAAGGGUCCCAAGUUUAAGAUGCCUGAGAUGCACUUCAAAGCCCCCAAGAUCUCCAUGCCUGAUGUGGACUUAAACUUGAAAGGCCCCAAAGUCAAGGGGGAUGUGGAUGUGUCUGGGCCCAAGAUAGAAGGUGAAAUGAAAGUGCCAGAUGUGGACAUCAGAGGCCCCAAAGUGGACGUUGAGGUCCCAGAUGUGGACGUUCAAGGCCCCGACUGGCACCUGAAGAUGCCCAAGGUGAAAAUGCCCAAGUUCAGCAUGCCUGGCUUCAGAGGAGAGGGCCCCGAUGUAGAUGUGAAUCUACCAAAGGCUGACAUUAAUGUUUCUGGCCCCAAAGUGGACAUUGAUACUCCUGAUUUGGAUAUUGAGGGACCAGAAGGAAAAUUAAAAGGUUCUAAAUUUAAGAUGCCUAAGUUGAAUAUCAAAGCUCCCAAGAUAUCCAUGCCAGAUGUGGACUUGAAUUUGAAGGGACCCAAACUGAAAGGAGAGAUGGAUGCUUCUGUGCCAGAAAUAGAAGGUGAUCUCAAAGGUCCUAGUGUGGAUGUGGAGGUGCCUGACGUUGACCUGGAAGGUCCUGAUGCAAAGUUGAAAGGCCCUAAGUUUAAGAUGCCAGACAUGCACUUCAAAGCCCCCAAGAUUUCCAUGCCUGAUGUAGACUUACACUUGAAAGGCCCCAAAGUCAAAGGGGAUGUGGAAGUGUCUGUGCCAAAAUGGGAGGGAGAUUUGAAAGGUCCCUAUGUGGAUGUGGAGGUUCCUGAUGUUGAUCAAGAAUGUCCUGAUGCAAAGUUGAAAGGACCUAAGUUUAAGAUGCCUGAGAUACACUUCAAGGCCCCCAAGAUCUCCAUGCCAGAUGUGGACUUACACUUGAAAGGCCCCAAAGUCAAAGGGGAUGUGGAUGUGUCUGUGCCCAAGACAGAAGGUGAAAUGAACGUGCCAGGUGUGGACAUCAGAGGCCCCAAAGUGGACGUUGAUGUUCCAGAUGUGGAUGUUCAAGGCCCCGACUGGCACCUGAAGAUGCCCAAGAUGAAAAUGCCUAAAUUCAGCAUGCCUGGCUUCAAAGGCCAAGGCUCAGAUGUGGAUGUAAACCUGCCCAAGGCAGACAUUGAUGUCUCAGGACCCAAGGUGGACAUUGAAACCCCAGAUGUGAGCCUGGAGGGGCCGGAAGGAAAGCUUAAGGGUCCCAAGUUUAAGAUGCCUGAGAUGCACUUCAAGGGCCCCAAGAUCUCCAUGCCUGAUGUGGACUUAAACUUGAAAGGCCCCAAAGUCAAAGGGGAUGUGGAUGUGUCUGUGCCCAAGAUAGAAGGUGAAAUGAAAGUGCCCGAUGUGGACAUCAGAGGGCCCAAAGUGGACGUUGAUGUCCCAGAUGUGGAUGUUCAAGGCCCUGAUUGGCACCUGAAGAUGCCCAAGAUGAAAAUGCCCAAAUUCAGCAUGCCUGGCUUCAGAGGAGAGGGCCCUGAAAUGGAUGUGAACCUGCCCAAAGCUGACAUAGACGUCUCAGGACCCAAGGUGGACAUUGAAACCCCAGAUGUGAGCCUGGAGGGGCCAGAAGGAAAGCUUAAGGGUCCCAAGUUUAAGAUGCCUGAGAUGCACUUCAAGGCCCCCAAGAUCUCCAUGCCUGAUGUGGACUUAAACUUGAAAGGCCCCAAAGUCAAAGGGGAUGUGGAUGUGUCAGUGCCCAAGAUAGAAGGUGAAAUGAAAGUGCCCGAUGUGGACAUUAAAGGCCCCAAAGUGGACGUUGAUCUCCCAGAUGUUGAUGUUCAAGGCCCCGACUGGCACCUGAAGAUGCCCAAGAUGAAAAUGCCCAAAUUCAGCAUGCCUGGCUUCAGAGGAGAGGGCCCUGAAAUGGAUGUGAACCUGCCCAAAGCUGACAUAGACGUCUCAGGACCCAAGGUGGACAUUGAAACCCCAGAUGUGAGCCUGGAGGGGCCAGAAGGAAAGCUUAAGGGUCCCAAGUUUAAGAUGCCUGAGAUGCACUUCAAGGCCCCCAAGAUCUCCAUGCCUGAUGUGGACUUAAACUUGAAAGGCCCCAAAGUCAAAGGGGAUGUGGAUGUGUCAGUGCCCAAGAUAGAAGGUGAAAUGAAAGUGCCCGAUGUGGACAUUAAAGGCCCCAAAGUGGACGUUGAUCUCCCAGAUGUUGAUGUUCAAGGCCCCGACUGGCACCUGAAGAUGCCCAAGAUGAAAAUGCCCAAAUUCAGCAUGCCUGGCUUCAGAGGUGAGGGCCCUGAAAUGGAUGUGAACCUGCCCAAAGCUGACAUAGACGUCUCAGGACCCAAGGUGGACAUUGAAACCCCAGAUGUGAGCCUGGAGGGGCCAGAAGGAAAGCUUAAGGGUCCCAAGUUUAAGAUGCCUGAGAUGCACUUCAAGGCCCCCAAGAUCUCCAUGCCUGAUGUGGACUUACACUUGAAAGGCCCCAAAGUCAAAGGGGAUGUGGAUGUGUCUGUGCCCAAGACAGAAGGUGAAAUGAAUGUGCCAGAUGUGGACAUCAAAGGCCCCAGAGUGGAUGUUGAUGUCCCAGAUGUGGAUGUUCAAGGCCCUGAUUGGCACCUGAAGAUGCCCAAGAUGAAAAUGCCCAAGUUCAGCAUGCCUGGCUUCAAAGGAGAGGGCCCUGAAGUGGAUGUGAACCUGCACAAGGCUGACAUUGAUGUGUCAGGACCCAAGGUGGACAUUGAAGGCCCUGAUGUUAAUAUUGAAGGACCAGAGGGAAAGUUGAAAGGUCCUAAGUUCAAGAUGCCAGAGAUGAACAUCAAAGCCCCCAAGAUCUCCAUGCCUGACUUUGAUUUGCACCUGAAAGGUCCUAAGGUGAAAGGAGAUGUGGAUGUUUCUGUGCCUAAGGUGGAAGGUGACCUGAGGGCCCCUGACGUUGACCUCAAAGGCCCCAAAGUGGACGUUGAUGUCCCAGAUGUGGACAUGCAUGGCCCAGACUGGCACCCGAAGAUGCCCAAGAUGAAAAUGCCCAAGAUCAGCAUGCCUGGCUUCAGAGGAGAGGGCCCAGAAGUGGAUGUGAACCUGCCCAAGGCCAACAUUGAUGUGUCAGGACCCAAAGUGGACAUUGAAGGCCCUGUUGUUAACAUUGAAGGACCAGAAGAAAAGUGGAAAAGUCCAAAGUUUAAAAUGCCUGAAAUGCAUUUUAAGACUCCAAAGAUACCCAUGCCAGAUAUUGAUCUUAAUCUAACAGGUCCAAAGAUGAAAGGAGAUGUGGAUAUCACAUGCCCCAAGGUAGAGGGAGAUUUUAAAGGACCUGAAGUUGACCUCAAAGGCCCCAAAGUGGACAUUGAUGUCCCUGAUGUGGAUGUUCAAGGCCCCGACUGGCACCUAAAGAUGCCCAAGAUGAAAAUGCCCAAGUUCAGCAUGCCUGGCUUCAGAGGAGAGGGCCCCGAAGUGGAUGUGAACCUGCCCAAGGCCGACAUUGAUGUGUCAGGACCCAAAGUGGACAUUGAAGGCCCUGUUGUUAACAUUGAAGGGCCAGAAGGAAAGUUGAAGGGUCCUAAGUUCAAGAUGCCUGAGAUGAACAUCAAAGCCCCCAAGAUCUCCAUGCCUGACUUUGAUUUGCACCUGAAAGGUCCUAAGGUGAAAGGAGAUGUGGAUGUUUCUGUGCCUGAAGUGGGAGGUGACCUCAAGGGCCCCGAAGUUGACGUCAAAGGCCCCAAAGUGGACAUUGAUGUCCCUGAUGUGGAUGUUCAAGGCCCAGACUGGCACCUGAAGAUGCCCAAGAUGAAAAUGCCCAAGAUCAGCAUGCCUGGCUUCAAAGCAGAGGGCCCAGAAGUGGAUGUGAAUCUGCCCAAAGCUGACAUUGAUGUGUCAGGACCCAAGGUGGACAUCGAAGGCCCUGAUGUUAAUAUUGAAGGACCAGAGGGAAAGUUGAAAGGUCCUAAGUUCAAGAUGCCAGAGAUGAACAUCAAAGCCCCCAAGAUCUCCAUGCCUGACAUUGAUUUUAAUCUGAAGGGCCCCAAAGUGAAGGGUGAUGUGGAUGUGUCCUUACCAAAAGUGGAAGGUGAGCUUAAAGUUCCUGAAGUUGACAUGAAAGGCCCCAAAGUGGACAUUGAUGCUCCAGAUGUGGACGUUCAUGGCCCAGACUGGCACCUGAAGAUGCCCAAGAUAAAAAUGCCCAAGAUCAGCAUGCCUGGCUUCAGAGGAGAGGGCCCAGAAGUGGAUGUGAACCUGCCCAAGGCUGACAUAGACGUCUCAGGACCCAAGGUGGACAUUGAUGCCCCAGAUGUGAAUAUUGAAGGUCCAGAUGCGAAACUGAAGGGUCCCAAGUUCAAGAUGCCAGAGAUGAAUAUCAAAACUCCUAAGAUAUCAAUGCCAGAUUUGGACCUUGAUCUUAAAGGCCCUAAAAUGAAAGGAGAGGUGGAUAUUUCACUUCCAAAUGUAGAAGGUGAUUUGAAAGGGCCUUCUCUUGACAUCAAAGGCCCGAAGAUAGAUGUAGAUGCACCAGAUAUUGAUAUUCAUGGCCCAGAAGGCAAAUUAAAAGGUCCAAAGCUGAAGAUGCCUGAUGUGCAUGUAAACAUGCCCAAGAUCUCCAUGCCAGAAAUUGACCUGAAUUUGAAAGGCUCAAAACUUAAGGGAGAUGUUGAUGUUUCUGGACCCAAAUUGGAAGGUGACAUUAAAGCUCCCAAGUUAGAUGUAAAGGGCCCAGAAGCGGACAUUUCUGGUCCUAAGCUCAAUGUUGAAGGCAAGUCAAAGAAAUCUCGUUUUAAGCUUCCCAAAUUUAAUUUUUCAGGCUCCAAAGUUCAGACACCCGAGGUAGAUGUCAAAGUCAAAAAGCCAGAUAUUGAUGUAACAGGUCCAAAAGUUGACCUUAAUGCUCCCGAUAUUGAGGUCCAAGGAAAAGUGAAAGGAUCCAAGUUCAAAAUGCCUUUCUUGAGUAUUUCGUCUCCUAAAGUGUCUAUGCCUGAUGUGGAGUUAAACCUGAAAGGUCCUAAAGUCAAAGGAGACUUAGAUGUUGCAGGUCCUAAUUUAGAAGGUGAUUUUAAAGGACCCAAAGUGGACAUUACGGCACCAGAAGUUCAUCUUGAUGCACCUGAUGUGGAUGUUCAUGGUCCAGACUGGAAUUUGAAAAUGCCCAAGAUGAAAAUGCCCAAGUUCAGUGUGCCCGGCUUAAAAGCAGAAGGGCCAGAUAUGGCUGUGGAUCUGCCAAAAGGAGACAUCAACGUAGAGGGUCCCAGAGUGGACAUUGAGGGCCCAGAAAUCAAUGUGGAAGGUCUAGAGGGAGGCUUAAAAGGUCCCAAAUUCAAGAUGCCUGAUAUGAAUAUCAAAGCUCCCAAGGUCUCCAUGCCUGAUGUGGACUUACACUUGAAAGGCCCCAAAGUCAAAGGGGAUGUGGAUGUGUCGGUGCCCAAGAUAGAAGGUGAAAUGAACGUGCCAGGUGUGGACAUCAGAGGGCCCAAAGUGGACGUUGAUGUCCCAGAUGUGGAUGUUCAAGGCCCUGACUGGCACCUGAAGAUGCCCAAGGUGAAAAUGCCCAAGUUCAGCAUGCCUGGCUUCAAAGGAGAGGGCCCCGAAGUGGAUGUGAACCUGCCCAAAGCUGACAUUGGUAUUUCUGGCCCCAAAGUGGACAUUGAUGCCCCAGAUGUGAAUAUUGAAGGUCCAGAUGCGAAACUGAAGGGCCCCAAAUUCAAGAUGCCAGAGAUGAAUAUCAAAGCUCCCAAAAUGUCCAUGCCUGACCUUGACUUUAACCUGAAGGGCCCCAAACUAAAGGGUGAUGUGGAUGUGUCUUUGCCAAAAGUGGAAGGUGACCUCAAGGCCCCUGAGGUGGACAUCAAGGGCCCCAAAGUGGACAUUGAAACUCCUGAUAUUAACAUUGAAGGCCCAGAGGGGAAAUUGAAGGGGCCCAAAUUCAAGAUGCCAGAGAUGCACCUGAAGGCGCCCAAGAUCUCCAUGCCUAACAUUGACUUAAACCUGAAGGGGCCCAAGGUGAAGGGUGAUAUAGAUGUUACCCUUCCCAAGACUGAAGGAGAUCUGAAAGGCCCUGAGAUCGACAUCAAAGGUCCCAAAGUGGAUAUUGAUGCUCCAGAUGUGGAUGUUCAAGGCCCUGAUUGGCACCUGAAGAUGCCCAAGAUAAAAAUGCCCAAGAUCAGCAUGCCCGGCUUCAAAGGAGAGGGGCCAGAAGUGGAUGUGAACCUACCCAAGACCAACAUUGACAUGUCAGGACCCAAGGUGGACAUUGAAGGCCCUGAUGUUGACAUUGAAGGCCCUGAUGUUAACAUUGAAGGACCUGAGGGAAAGUUGAAAGGUCCUAAGUUCAAGAUGCCAGAGAUGAACAUCAAAGCCCCCAAGAUCUCCAUGCCUGACUUUGAUUUGCACCUGAAAGGUCCUAAGGUGAAAGGAGAUGUGGAUGUUUCUGUGCCUAAGGUGGAAGGUGAACUAAACGCCCCUGACGUUGACCUCAAAGGCCCCAAAGUGGAUAUUGAUGUCCCAGAUGUGGACAUGCAUGGCCCAGACUGGCACCCGAAGAUGCCCAAGAUAAAAAUGCCCAAGUUCAGCAUGCCUGGCUUCAGAGGAGAGGGCCCAGAAGUGGAUGUGAACCUGCCCAAGGCUGACGUUGAUGUCUCAGGACCCAAGGUGGACGUUGAUAUUCCAGAUACGGAUAUUGAAGGUCCAGAUGUGAAACUGAAGGGCCCCAAGUUCAAGAUGCCUGAGAUGAACAUCAAAGCCCCCAAGAUCUCCAUGCCUGACUUUGAUUUGCACCUGAAAGGUCCUAAGGUGAAAGGAGAUGUGGAUGUUUCUGUGCCUAAGGUGGAAGGUGACCUAAAGGCCCCUGAAGUUGACAUCAGAGGUCCCAAAGUGGACAUUGAUGCUCCAGAUGUGGACGUUCAUGGCCCAGACUGGCACCUGAAGAUGCCCAAGAUAAAAAUGCCCAAGAUCAGCAUGCCCAGCUUCAAGGGAGAGGGGCCUGAAGUGGAUGUGAACCUGCCCAAGGCCGACAUUGAUGUCUCAGGACCCAAGGUGGACAUAGACACUCCUGACAUUGAUGUUCAUGGUCCAGAAGGGAAACUGAAGGGCCCCAAGUUUAAAAUGCCUGACCUGCACCUCAAGGCACCCAAGAUCUCCAUGCCUAACGUUGACCUGAAUCUGGAGGGCCCCAACGUAAAGGGUGAUGUGGGUGUUACUCUGCCCAAAGUUGAAGGUGACCUCAAGAGCCCUGAAGUUGACGUCAAAGGUCCCAAAGUGGACAUAGAUGUCCCAGAUGUGGAUGUGCAUGGCCCAGACUGGCACCUGAAGAUGCCUAAGGUGAAAAUGCCCAAGUUCAGCAUGCCUGGCUUCAAAGGAGAGGGCCCAGAAGUGGAUGUGAACCUGCCUAAAGCUGACAUUGAUGUCUCAGGACCCAAGGUGGACAUUGAUGUUCCAGACGUGAAUACAGAAGGUCCAGAUGCAAAACUGAAGGGCCCCAAGUUCAAGAUGCCAGAGGUGAACAUCAAAGCUCCUAAGAUCUCCAUGCCUGGCAUUGACUUAAACCUGAAAGGACCCAAAGUAAAGGGAGACGUGGAUGUUUCUCUGCCUAAGGUGGAAGGUGACCUCAAGGGCCCCGAAGUUGAUGUCAAGGGCCCCAGAGUGGACAUUGAUGUUCCAGAUGUGGACGUUCAUGGCCCAGACUGGCAUCUGAAGAUGCCUAAGGUGAAAAUGCCCAAGUUCAGCAUGCCUGGUUUCAAAGGAGAGGGCCCCGAAGUGGAUGUGAACCUGCCUAAGGCUGACAUUGACGUCUCAGGACCCAAGGUGGACGUUGAUGUUCCAGAUGUAAAUAUUGAAGGUCCAGAUGCAAAACUGAAGGGCUCUAAAUUCAAGAUGCCGGAGAUGAACAUAAAAGCCCCUAAAAUCUCCAUGCCUGACCUUGACUUUAACCUGAAGGGCCCCAAAAUGAAGGGUGAUGUUGAUAUCUCUCUGCCCAAAGUUGAGGGUGAUUUCAAGUCCCCUGAGGUGGACAUCAAGAGCCCCAAACUGGACACUGACACUCCUGAUAUCAGUAUUGAAGGUCCAGAUGGAAAACUGAAGGGGCCUAAAUUUAAGAUGCCAGAGAUGAACAUUAAAGCCCCCAAGAUCUCCAUGCCUGACUUUGACUUAAGUCUGAAAGGGCCAAAGGUAAAGGGGGAUGUGGACUUUUCACUGCCUAAGGUAGAAGGUGAUCUGCAAGGGCCAGAGGUGGACAUUGAAGGUCCUGAAGGGAAACUCAAAGGACCCAAAUUUAAGAUGCCUGAUGUCCAUUUUAAAACCCCACAAAUCUCCAUGAGUGACAUUGAUUUGAACUUGAAAGGACCUAAGAUAAAAGGAGAUUUGGACACUUCCAUCCCUAAACUGGAAGGAGAUCUGAAAGGCCCCAAAAUAGAUGUUAAAGGCCCUAAGCUGGACAUAGACACUCCUGAUUUUGACAUUAAUGGUCCAGAAGGGAAACUGAAGGGCCCCAAGUUUAAAAUGCCUGACCUGCAUCUCAAGGCGCCCAGGAUUGGUGUGCCUGGCUUCAAAGGAGAGGGCCCCGAAGUGGAUGUGACCCUGCCCAAGGCUGACAUUGACGUCUCAGGACCCAAGGUGGACAUUGAUGUUCCAGAUGUGGAUAUUGAAGGUCCAGAUGCGAAACUGAAGGGCCCCAAGUUCAAGAUGCCAGAGGUGAACAUCAAAGCCCCUAAGAUCCCCAUGCCUGGCAUUGACUUAAACCUGAAAGGACCCAAAGUAAAGGGAGAUGUGGAUGUUUCUCUGCCUAAGAUGGAAGGUGACCUCAAGGGCCCCGAAGUUGAUGUCAAGGGCCCCAGAGUGGACAUUGAUGUUCCAGAUGUGGACGUUCAUGGCCCAGACUGGCACCUGAAGAUGCCUAAGGUGAAAAUGCCCAAGUUCAGCAUGCCUGGCUUCAAAGGAGAGGGUCCAGAAGUGGAUGUGAACCUGCCUAAGGCUGACAUUGACGUUUCAGGACCCAAGGUGGACAUUGAUGUUCCAGAUGUGGAUAUUGAAGGUCCAGAUGCGAAACUGAAAGGCCCCAAGUUCAAGAUGCCGGAGAUGAACAUCAAAGCUCCCAAAAUCUCCGUGCCUGAUGUCGACCUGGAUUUGAAAGGAUCCACAGGCAAAGGAGAUUUCGAUGUGUCUGUCCCUAAGAUUGAAGGGACUUUCAAAGGCCCCAAAGUAGACCUUAAAGGUCCAGGUCUGGAUCUUGAAGGCCCUGAUGCCAAACUCAGUGGCCCACAUUUGAAGAUGCCCUCACUGGAUAUAUCUGCCCCUAAAGUAACUGCGCCUGAUACUGAUUUGCAUCUCAAGGCACCCAAAAUUGGAGUUUCUGGUCCCAAAUUAGAAGGCGGUGAACUGGACCUCAAGGGACCCAAAGUUGAUUUCGAAGCUCCAAGCUUAGAUGUACACGUGGAGAGCCCAGAUAUUAACACUGAGGGGCCAGAUGUGAAAAUUCCCAAAUUUAAGAAGCCCAAGUUUGGGUUUGGGGCCAAAAGCCCCAAACCUGACUUCAAAUCACCUUCCCUCGAUGUGACAGUUCCUGAGGCAGAGCUGAAUGUUGAGGCUCCUGAAAUUGGUGUUGGUGGCAAGGGCAAGAAGAGUAAGUUUAAAAUGCCUAAAAUUCACAUGAGUGGUCCUAAAAUUAAGGCCAAAAAACAAGGAUUUGAUGUGAAUGCUCCUGGGGGUGAGAUUGAUGCCAGCCUCAAGUCUCCUGAUGUAGAUGUCAACGUUGCAGGGCCGGAUGCCUCACUUAAAGUCGACGCGAAAUCUCCCAAGACCAAGAAACCUAUGUUUGGAAAAAUGUACUUUCCAGAUGUCGAAUUUGACAUUAAGUCACCUAAAUUUAAAGCUGAAGCUUCCCUCCCUGGCCCCAAAAUGGGGGGUGAAAUCCAGGCACCUGACCUGGAUGUUUCCUCACCAGAGACUAACGUGGAAGGUCCUGACAUCAAGCUGAAGGCUCCCAAGUUCAAGGUGCCAGGUGUGGAUGUCUCAGGGCCAAAAAUAGAGGGCGACUUGAAAGGCCCCAGGGUGCAGGUGAACUUGGAUGCAUCUGACAUCAACACUGAAGGCCCAGAUGCUAAAGUCAAAGCACCAUCAUUCAGCAUUUCUGCCCCUCAAGUCUCCAUCCCUGAUGUGAAUGUUAACUUGAAAGGACCAAAGAUAAAGGGUGAUGUCCCCAGUGUGGGACUGGAAGGACCAGACGUAGAUCUGCAAGGUCCAGAAUCGAAAAUUAAGUUCCCCAAGUUUUCGAUGCCCAAGAUCGGCGUCCCUGGUGUGAAGAUGGAGGGUGGGGGCGCUGAGGUCCAGCUGCCCUCUCUAGAAGGAGGCUUGAGCGCACCAGAUGUUAAGCUUGAAGGGCCCGAUGUGUCUCUGAAAGGGCCCAAAAUAGACUUGCCUUCAGUGAACCUCUCUGCGCCAAAAGUCUCUGGACCUGACCUUGACCUGAACUCGAAAGGACCAAGUUUGAAGGGAGGCCUGGAUGUAUCUGUUCCCAGCAUGAAGGUGCACGCUCCUGGGCUUGACCUCAGAGGUGUCGGUGGAAAGGUGAAGGUGGAAGGUGAUGGUAUGAAAGUGCCUGGAACUGAUGCCACAGCAAUGCUUGAUGUCGGUGCGCCAGAUGUGACCCUGAAGGGACCGAGCCUGCAGGGAGACCUGGCUGUCUCUGGUGACAUCAAGUGUCCUGAAGUAUCAGUAGGUGCUCCUGACCUAAGCUUGGAGGCACCUGAAGGUGGUGUCAAACUUCCUAAGAUGAAGCUGCCCCAGUUUGGCAUCUCCGCUCCAGGGUCCGACUUGGACAUCGGCGUCAAGGGGCCACAAGUCGCUGGAGAACUAAAGGGGCCCGGCAUAGAUUUGAACCUCAGAGGCCCGAACCUGAAAGGGCCUCAGAUCUCUGGCCCUCAAAUCUCAGCACCAGAUGUGGACUUGAACUUGGAAGGACCAAAAGCAAAAGGCAGCCUCGGGGCCAGUGGUGACAUGAAAGGCCCCACAGUUGGAGGAGGUCUUCCGGGCAUCAGUGUUCAAGGCCUAGAAGGAAACCUCCAGACGCCUGGAAUUAAGUCAUCCAGAUGUGAGGUGGAGCUGCCAGGUGUGAAUGUGAAACUCCCAACCGGGCAUAUUUCUGGUCCUGAAAUCAAAGGUGAUCUGAAAGGUUCAGGAAUAGGUUUCCACGGGGCCCUUCCUGACAUUGGCAUGAAAGGGCCUUCCUUUAACGUGGCAUCUCCUGAGUCAGAUUUUGGUGUCAGCUUGAAAGGCCCGAAAAUCAAAGGAGGCAUGGAUGUUUCAGGGGGUGUCAGUGCCCCAGAUAUCAGCCUGGGUGAGGGGCAUGUGAGCGUCAAAGGUUCCGGCGGGGAGUGGAAAGGACCCCAGGUCUCCUCUGCUCUCAACCUGGAUGCACCUAAGUUUGCCGGAGGACUUCAUUUCUCAGGACCAAAGAUAGAAGGUGUCAAAGGAGACCCGAUUGGACUUCAGGGUCCUGGGCUGAGCGUGUCUGGGCCUCAAGAUCACUUGGAAAGCGGAUCUGGAAAAGUAACAUUCCCCAAGAUGAAGAUCCCCAAGUUCACCUUCUCUGGCCGUGAGCUGGUUGGCAGAGAAGUAGGGGUGGAUAUUAACUUCCCUAAAGCGGAGGCCAGUGUCCAGUCUGGUGCCGGAGAGGCCGAGUGGGAAGAGUCUGAUGUAAAACUUAAAAAGUCCAAAAUCAAAAUGCCCAAGUUCAACUUUUCCAAACCUAAAGGGAAACCUGGUGUCACCGGCUCACCGGAAGCGUCCAUUCCAGGGUCCAAAGGUGACCUGAAGAGCUCCAAGGCCAGCCUAGGCUCUCUGGAAGGAGAGGCAGAAGUCGAAACGUCUUCGCCCAAAGGCAAAUUCUCCUUAUUCAAAAGCAAGAAGGCACAGCACCGCUCAAAUUCCUUCAGUGAAGAAAGGGAGCAUUCUGCAUCUUCUACCCCUCCGGGAACUUUGGAGUUUGAAGGUGGGGAAGUGUUGCUGGAAGGCGGGAAAGUCAAAGGGAAACAUGGGAAGCUGAAAUUUGGUACCUUUGGUGGAUUGGGGUCAAAGAGCAAAGGUCAUUAUGAGGUGACUGGGAGUGAUGAUGAGGCAGGCAAGUUACAGGGGAGUGGAGUGUCCUUGGCCUCUAAGAAGUCCCAACUGAUAUCUUCUAGCAGUGACAGUGGGACUAAAGUUGGCAUCCAGCUUCCCGAGGUGGAGCUGACAGUUUCCACAAAGAAAGAGUAGCAGGCCUCUGUGUGUGUGUACAUAUAUGUAUAAAAAUACAUCAGCCUUGGGUGAGUUUGUAUAUAAACUCCAAAGAGAAACACGCCGACAGCCUCAGCAGUAACGCAAACACCUGGCCUCUGGCAGGGGCGAGCGCUGAAAAGACCAGCGCCUUUAGGCUCCUCCUGGAGCUUUACAGAUAGGUCAAGAGUUCUAAGUUCUUCGUCCAGCCCGUGUGCAAAGUCGACAGUAUUUGCCUUAAGAUUUCAGGUUUUUGUUUUUGCAUUGAACGCUGAGAGCUCCUGUUUACUAAGCAAGCUUUUGUGUUUAUUAUCCUCAUUUUUACUGAACAUUGUUAGCGUUGGGGUCAUGGAAACCCACUUUUUCAUUGUAAUGACUUUUGGGGCUUCUGUUAGUCAGGGUGGGGGGUGGAGAAGGCAGUAGAGGGGGGCCAGACCUUCAUUUCUCCUGCCGUCCGGAUCUACUCAAACAGGAAACAUCCCAAGAUGGCUGAGAGGAGCCGCCAGGCAGGGCGUGUGGGUGUUUCUAGAACUCUUUAGCGUUGCUUUUUCUUCCCCAGGGGUGGCGGUCCCAGCCCGUUUGGUGCUCGCGAUGAGAGGGAAUUUAGAGUCUGUUUGCAAAUUAGCCAACCCACCGACUCGACACGAGGGCCUUCCAUUCUGUGUGUUGUAAGAGAAAUGUUUUCUUUGUGAUCGCCACGUUCCUGAUAUUAAUUCUGAUUUCUUUUAACAAAUGUUAUCGUGAUUAAGGAAAUUUCCAGCACUUUAAUGGCAAAUUAAUUGAGAAUGUAAGAAAAUUGAUGCUGUCAAGGGCAAAUAAAGCUGUUUAUUAACCCGGA
Molecule: messenger RNA, 18159 nt
Organism: Lagenorhynchus albirostris (white-beaked dolphin)
Lineage: Eukaryota; Metazoa; Chordata; Mammalia; Artiodactyla; Delphinidae
Gene: AHNAK
Product: AHNAK nucleoprotein
Exons: 6
Coding region: 264-17321 (5685 amino acids)
Biological process (GO): regulation of RNA splicing
Cellular component (GO): cytoplasm; costamere; nucleus
Molecular function (GO): protein binding
Source: RefSeq, a predicted model, not a curated record